Messenger RNA from Pelobates fuscus (common spadefoot toad), 3813 nucleotides. It is a transcript of the gene PAPSS1, whose product is annotated as 3'-phosphoadenosine 5'-phosphosulfate synthase 1. The record is from RefSeq and is a predicted model, not a curated record. Gene Ontology annotation, biological process: sulfate assimilation; 3'-phosphoadenosine 5'-phosphosulfate biosynthetic process. The transcript is spliced from 12 exons. Gene Ontology annotation, molecular function: adenylylsulfate kinase activity; ATP binding; sulfate adenylyltransferase (ATP) activity. NCBI's taxonomy places the organism in Eukaryota, Metazoa, Chordata, Amphibia, Anura, Pelobatidae. The coding region runs from base 234 to 2108 and encodes 624 amino acids.
GUAUAGCGCUUGCCUCACUUCCUCGAUUCUGCGCAGCCGCACGGCUCGUUCAGGCCAGGUCUACCGUGCCGGCGAUUGGGGCGGAUUAUCAGCAGACACUCCCCUUCUGAUAGGGUAUCUCGAUUAGAGUGUCUACUACAUUAUACCUUACUUAUCGAUCUCUUAGAUUGCCAAAACUGCAACAUCACAUUCAGUAUCCCAGCCAGCCUGCAUCCCUGCGGUAUACAGCGAGCAUGGACAUCACUGAGAGCAGGACUAAGAAGGUGAAGCUGAGCGGAAAGCUGCAAAACUGGGGAAAGCAGCGGGCCACGAAUGUUACGUAUCAAGCUCAUCAUGUCAGUAGGAACAAGAGAGGACAGGUUUUGGGAACAAGAAGUGGAUUUCGUGGCUGCACAGUUUGGCUUACAGGUCUUUCUGGUGCUGGAAAAACAACCGUGAGCAUGGCCCUGGAAGAGUACCUUGUAUGCCAUGGAAUUCCUUGCUAUACUUUGGAUGGUGAUAAUAUACGCCACGGGCUCAGUAAAAAUCUUGGGUUCACACAGGAGGACCGUGAAGAAAACAUCCGACGGAUUGCAGAAGUUGCUAAAUUGUUUGCAGACGCUGGUCUUGUGUGCAUUGCCAGUUUUAUUUCUCCCUAUGCCAAGGAUCGUAACAAUGCUCGACAAAUACACGAGGCCGCUGGUCUACCUUUCUAUGAAGUGUUUGUGGAUGCCCCUUUGUAUGUUUGUGAGCAGCGAGAUGUUAAAGGUCUCUACAAAAUGGCCAGAGCUGGGGAAAUCAAAGGCUUCACUGGGAUUGAUGCAGAAUAUGAAAAGCCAGAAUCGCCAGAACUGGUACUAAAGACUGACUCCUGUGAUGUAAACGAUUGCAUACAACAAGUUGUUGAGCUCUUGCAAGAAAUGGAUAUUGUACCUGUAGAUGCCUCCUAUGAAGUCAAGGAAUUGUAUGUACCAGAAAAUAAGCUUCAGCUGGCAAAGACUGAUGCAGAGUCACUGCCUACACUGGAAAUCAAUAAGGUUGAUAUGCAAUGGGUGCAAGUAUUGGCAGAAGGCUGGGCAACCCCAUUAAAUGGCUUUAUGAGGGAAAGAGAGUACCUUCAGUGCCUUCAUUUUGAUUGCCUGUUGGAUGGGGGUGUCAUCAAUUUGUCUGUGCCUGUCAUACUGACUGUGAACAAUGAUGACAAGCAGAGGCUUGAUGGGUGUACUGCAUUUGCCCUGGUUUACGAAGGGAAACGUGUGGCGAUUCUUCGGCAUCCUGAGUUUUAUGAGCAUCGCAAAGAAGAACGCUGUGCAAGACAAUGGGGAACCACCUGUAAGGAGCACCCAUAUAUCAAGAUGGUGAUGGAGAGUGGGGAAUGGCUAGUUGGAGGAGAUCUGCAGGUCCUUGACCGCAUUUAUUGGGAUGAUGGACUGGAUCAGUAUAGGUUGACACCAGCUGAACUGAAACAGAAAUUUAAAGACAUGAAUGCAGAUGCUGUUUUCGCCUUCCAAUUGCGCAACCCUGUACACAAUGGACAUGCUCUUCUGAUGCAGGAUACACACAAACAACUGUUGGAGAGAGGCUACCGCCGUCCCGUGCUUCUCCUUCACCCAUUGGGAGGCUGGACAAAGGAUGAUGAUGUUCCUCUUAGUUGGCGCAUGAAACAACAUGCAGCUGUGCUGGAAGAAGGUGUACUUGAUCCAGAGACAACGGUGGUUGCCAUCUUCCCAUCGCCAAUGAUGUACGCUGGCCCAACUGAGGUUCAGUGGCACUGCAGGGCACGGAUGGUAGCUGGUGCUAACUUCUACAUUGUGGGUCGAGAUCCCGCAGGGAUGCCACAUCCAGAAAGUGGAAAGGAUCUGUAUGAACCUACACAUGGCGCCAAAGUCCUCACCAUGGCUCCCGGUCUUAUUUCUCUUGAAAUUGUACCUUUCCGCGUGGCUGCUUAUAACAAGAAGAAAAAAUGCAUGGAUUAUUUUGACUCUGCACAUGCUGAAGAUUAUGAAUUCAUUUCAGGAACUCGAAUGCGCAAACUAGCUCGAGAAGGGCAAAAUCCACCAGAUGGAUUUAUGGCUCCAACAGCUUGGACUGUGCUGAAGGAAUACUACAAAUCUUUGGAGAAGGCUUAAAUAUUUCCAUUCACUUUUCUUUAUCUUGACAUCUAAUAGGACCACAAGAAUUAGUUAUGCUCUUUUGGUGUUGGUGUCUACCAGGCUUUUUAUUCUCUGCUUGCCUUUUAUCUGAGCUUCUAUGUCAGAAUAUUUCUCCAUCCUGGUAUUAAGUCUAGCUUUAUCUCUCCUAAUGCUAAAUCUAUGCGUUUUAUAUUCUAAGCUCUAACAUAGUAAUGGGUCGCUGGCGACUAGUGUGUUAGUCUGGUUGCUACAUGCAUUCAGCUUGAACUAUCAAUUGUAAAAAAUGAUUAAUUCCAGAAUAUUUUUCUCCAUUCUACCCAGAUUUUGUUAUCAACAUUUUAAGACUUGCUCUGUCAGAAUUUUAACAAGCUGCAUUAAGUAGAUUAUAUUUGUAGACUAAGGGCACAUCUGUGUGAUUAUGCUCUGUGUAUCGAUAAAAUAUAUACUGUAAAUCUUGAUAAAUUCACACACCUACAUUAGGCUAUUAAAAUACAUAUUUAGGCUAUUGAAGUCUAUUUUGACCCAAGAAAGCUAAUAGACUAGUUUCUUUCUAAGACAUGUACUCAAGACAACAUAGUUAAAAUGUUAUUAAUUCUCCCCUCCCCAACUAUAUCUCUGAUCUUAAUUUUUUUGUAAGUGAGUGUGUGAUCGUAUCUGCUAUGUUUAAGAAAGCAUCAACUUGAAUGUGGACCAGUAUAAAAGUUAAUCGCCAGCAAAUGUAUAGAUUAAAACCUAUUUUAAACAUAUUUAAAACACUUACGUUUAGGUUGCUUCCGCUACCUCUGAGAAGGUGGCUCCCAAAAGGAAUUGAAGACAUUCUAAAAGACAUAUGUGGGACCUACAAUGCCAUCAAUCUUUCCACAUCUAAGGAAUUAGGGAUUCUGCUGCAUCAUUUAAUGUAGGAUAAGUGUAGCUUUUUCGGGACAGAACAUGUUGGUCUCUAAGUAAAAAAUUAUAUGGCAUAAUUAGUGGAAAACAAACAUUUUCAAUAAAAUAAAAUCAAUGUGUUUUUUCCAUAUUCAGUUAGAAUAGAAUUCAGUCUGUACUAUGUACUGUACCAAUGCAUUUUUAAGUUUGUUGGAUUUAUUUAUUUUCUUUUUAAUGUAAUUUACAUAUAAUUUUAAAGAAAGACUUCUCACAUUCUGUACAGUAUUGUUGUAACCGUUCGCAAUUUCCAAAUAACUUACUGUUUCAAUGUUAUUCACUAGCCUCUCUAUUACCCAGAUAGGCAAAUCAAAACCAUGCUAUGGAUAACGUCCACAGGAGAGCACAGAUUUAAUGAUCUGUCGAUGAAGAAUAGACUGUUAAAUUCAAACCUUAUGAUUAAAGGGACAUGAUAUGUCAAAUGGCUUAUCGCCGAUGCAUGAAUAUUUCUAAUUGAUUACUAAUAUUAAUGAAAACUUUCUUAUGAUAUUUAACAUUACACUCCUUUUUCAUGUCUAAUACAAUACACCAUUUUUAAUAAAUGAUAAAGAAAACAGAACUAUUUCCAAUUCUUUUUUUUUUUUUUUAAAUGUGCCUUUCCUAAGUGACUGUGAGCUUUCUAUUGUUAUUUUUUUAUACACAUCUGUGAUACUUAGAAAAUGUAUGAAGUGCGAACUCAUUAUAGAGUUGUCUUAAUCCCCUUAAGAUAUUGACGUGCGCAAUAAGCAAACUUAAAAUCUUGCAAAAAAUGUAAAUAAAAAAAAUAUAUAUAUUUAAA